AUGCUCGAUGGUGGUAUCUUGUACCUCCCAGCUAACUAUCUUGGCUUUGAGUCGGCCAAGGUGUUUAACGUACACCUGUCCGUCUCCUACCUCUCUUUCUCCUCAAUCCAAAUCAAACACUUUCCCAAAUCACAACAACAUCUUAGUGUUCCUAUCUUGAUUAUGCUACCACAAUCUCUGGGUCUAUUUGCGUUUUCCGCUUUCGCGGCAGUUGCGCAAGGCGCAAGUGUUUCACUGGAUGCACGCCAGGGACUCAAACUUGCAUGGAUUAAGGGCGGAGACAAGCCAGCCGGAAGAUUGAUCGGACCUAUAUGCGAGGAAAUUAGGGAUACAGUAGAUUGUCUAUGUUCGAGUGGUCGCUCCGGUCUUUGGCUUGCGAGAAGUGAAGCAAUACAGAGGGUUUCCAGUGCGGCUGUCAUCCGUGAUUCCGAACAGGGCAUGGCUAGAAAACCGUCAUACAAUUAUCCAGGUCCUCAGAACCCUGAAUACACCUGGCUACACCUGCGCUUGCGGUUAUGCUGGUGA
This is a messenger RNA of Pyrenophora tritici-repentis Pt-1C-BFP, 525 nucleotides long. Lineage: Eukaryota; Fungi; Ascomycota; Dothideomycetes; Pleosporales; Pleosporaceae. The record is from RefSeq and is a predicted model, not a curated record.